Messenger RNA from Wyeomyia smithii (pitcher-plant mosquito), 2693 nucleotides. RefSeq names its product ubiquinol-cytochrome-c reductase complex assembly factor 1-like. The transcript has 11 exons. Bases 1 to 1062 code for a protein of 353 amino acids. Lineage: Eukaryota; Metazoa; Arthropoda; Insecta; Diptera; Culicidae. The record is from RefSeq and is a predicted model, not a curated record. Gene Ontology annotation, cellular component: mitochondrion. Gene Ontology annotation, biological process: mitochondrial respiratory chain complex III assembly.
AUGCAGCGUAAAAUCGAUCUCUGGUUUCACUGCAGCGAUAAUCGUCGGCUGGCUCGAUUGUUCCGCGAGAUCCGUAAAAUUUUGAUCUUCUCCGGAACCCUCGACCCGGUCCGCACAACAGCAUGCCGAAAAUGUCCGCUUCAACUUCCGCCAACAUGUCCUGAAGAUUCCCAUAGCGGAGCGAAUGAAAGCAGCCAAGGUUUUUCUGUUCUGUUGAUUGUUGAUCGCUAUGGCCCAGGCUCUGGUCGGUCGGACGAUUUGGAAGAGAGACUGAAAAAGCUACCAGACAUCGGCUCUGAGAAAAUUCCCCUUCUAUUGGCCGGUGAGCGCGUGCAGUCGGUUCCGACCCAGGCCACACAGGAUCUGCACUUAUUAAAAUCGCCUAGUAGACCUUUGCAAACUCGGCUGGCGCUACUAUCCACAGAAACUGCCAGAGCAUAUCCCGCUGCGACUGGAACUAAUCAAACCUCCGUAAGUGCUGAGACAGAGGGAGGAUUUUUGAAGCGCUUCAUCAAAAAAAUGGGCUGGCUGGACAACUCUAAAGUCCGUCUGCGGAUGUCGAGCUGCUAUCUGUACGAAUCGGUAGCCGAUUGCGUUAACUACAACGAAUUCUUCACGUACUUCAAUAUGCCUAAUUCCUUCAACACCUGGUUCCUGAUAACCGAGCUGCAUGUGUGGAUGCUGCUGGUACGUGCCAUGGCCGAAGGACCGGAGAAGGAUGCUGCUGGUCGGUUCAUGCGUAACUGCAUAGUAGAAACAAUGUGGAAUGAUGUGACAACCCGGGCGAAGCAGCUAGCGGCUGAUAACCCGUCGGCUGUACGGCCACAAAUUCAACUUCUUUCAGAGCAAUUUCAGGCCACGCUGAUGGCUUACGACGAGGGCAUCAGCAGCGAUGACAAGGUGCUGUCGGGUGCCGUGUGGCGGAGGUUCUUCUCCAGUAGAUGCGAAGACUACGAGCAUCUGGAGCUACUAGUUAAGUACGUGAGGAGACAGAUGGAAAUGCUGGAUAAGACAGACCAUUACAAUUUUGCAAUCAAACCAACAGUGAAGUGGCGCCGUUGAUUGAAAAACCCGGAUUGUAGAGGCUGUAAAUAUAAACGCUGGAGUGAAAGUUAUGAAACGGCAGAAAUCAUGAAGACACCAAAGCAAGCCAUGAGUAAUUUAGUGAAUUUUCGUGUUUGAAGUUUUCCGCUAUCGGAAUAAGUUUUUUCCUGCAUGAAAGAAAUUACGGUGAAAUCCUUGAAAAACGGUUUCGAAAUUUGAACUGAAGAACCGAUCUUUUGCCCACUCAAACCAUAAUCACCAUGAACAGUAGUUAUCAAAACGUUUUCGGACAAAAGUCGUCGUCUGUGCCCUAUAAAAAGUUUACUGCGAAGGAAAGCUUUGAGCGCAGAACUAAGCUAGAAAGCGAAGACAGAACAGUCCGCUGGAACGAGCAAAAGGGAGUUUGAACAAGUAAAAAAGUGAAAGGAUAAUGCUAUUGGCACAACCGACGUGCUGAGAAUUUCGAAAAAUAAGCUGCUCCUACGCCCAGUAUCGCUGUUCCGGGUUCUAUACUAGACAAUGCUCAAGAACUUCGCCGAACCUAUCUUGUCGAAUAAAUAGCUCGGGCAGUUUGUAUCUUUCAGACGGAUAAAAUUAUUAUUAUCGAUGACUGUGGAAGCUCUAACGAGGCUACGGACAGAAUGGGUACGAUUGAUACGGCACAAGGAAGCACUUCUGCUAGACGCUGCUGUGUACAAUAGACUCGAAUUCUGCAAUAUCUUGAAUGCCCGCAAUAUCCACGCAAAUCUAUUUUUCCAAUGCAUACACUCAAACACUACGGAUAGGUGAAUCCACUGGACUCGCAUCAUCAUCUGCGGCAGGCCAGCGAGUUGGAGUUCUGCGGAAGAAUUGUGAAUUGUGGAAGAGAAAAAGGUUCAUCAGAUUCUCUGCAAGGAAAAAACUGAAAUUCGUGGUCGUUUUCGGUGGGGUUUUUGGUCUGGGGCCUGCGCUGGUAAAAUGACGUUAAAUUAAAUGUGGAUAAAGUGGAGCUCCUUUUCGAUCAUUAUGUUAACACAGUCCCUGGGCAAGGGUCUAGAACCGUGCGUACAGAGGAAGCGGUUCUGAUUAUUUUGGCUGCACUUGGAGAGAAGCUUAACCCAACGAACCAUUCGAAGAAGUUUACACAUGUUGAUGCUAUUCCACAAAGUCAGGAUACCGGGAUACAGCAGUACGCUUUUAUUGAGAAAAAGGAAAAACCAGUUCCGGAAGCAUCUGUAGUGGCGAAUCAAUCUGCCUCAGGCGAUUUGUUGCGGUUUGAAUGAGGCAACGGCAUGAAUAAGAAAUAAAAGGACUGGAGAAAAUUUGUACGCCCAUCCUGUUUAAAGUGAACUCUCUGCGCCCGGCUAAAGCAAUUUGGGAGUACCGAAUUUCGGCUAAAGGUUGAGCAGAAUGCAGGAACAGAGGAAGCAGAGGACGAACAUUAGAAAGCUCGAGCUUUUUCAACAGUUGUACCCGGAUUGUCUUUUGCUUGCUUGAGCCCAGGCUCUGGUCGGUCGGACGAUUUGGAAGAGAGACUGAAAAAGCUACCAGACAUCGGCUCUGAGAAAAUUCCCCUUCUGUAAGCGCGCAUGGGAGUUCGGACACCAAGAAUAAAAUAAAAUAACGACCAAUAAAUUGUUUUUAUAAAUAUUAUUUUUCAUUCAUUCCAC